Messenger RNA from Oreochromis niloticus (Nile tilapia), 1285 nucleotides. RefSeq names its product P2Y purinoceptor 1. The transcript has 2 exons. Bases 26 to 1018 code for a protein of 330 amino acids. Gene Ontology annotation, cellular component: plasma membrane. The record is from RefSeq and is a predicted model, not a curated record. Gene Ontology annotation, biological process: positive regulation of Rho protein signal transduction; phospholipase C-activating G protein-coupled receptor signaling pathway. Gene Ontology annotation, molecular function: G protein-coupled receptor activity. NCBI's taxonomy places the organism in Eukaryota, Metazoa, Chordata, Actinopteri, Cichliformes, Cichlidae.
CUGGAGUUGCCCACCCCUGGUCUAAAUGUACUCACUAGUUAAAAACGCUUGUAUAGUGUUCUUCUUAUCCUUUAAGAUGACCAAUUACAGCACUGCUCAGCUGUUCUGGUCUUUUAGCCACUGUUCAGUAAUGCUGCUUGGACUUCAUCUUCGAUACAAGCCUCCCACCAACAGCUCUGCCCUGGCUGGAGUUGAAACGUCUAACUUAUCCUGUGAUGGCACUGAACCGGCCUUUUAUGCUUGGGAUGUUGUCUCAGCACUGUGCUUUGUUUUUGGUUUUCCUUCCACUGUUGCCAUCCUCUGGGAGAUGUUUAAAAUACACAGGAGAAAAAAUCCAUUCUCACCAAAUGAGUUGUUCAUACUCAACCUCUCGAUCAUGGAUGUUAUCUUCUUUGUCUUCCUUCCACCUGGAAUACUAAAUAACUUCAUUUGGCUGGGGCGGGACUUCAUGUCAGUUUGGCUCUGUGUUUAUGCCUUAAAUAUGUGUGGGAGACCGCUCCUGAUGGCUUGUACCUGUCUCGACUGUUACCUGGCUGUGGUUCAUCCAGUUGCUUACCAUAAGAGGAAAGGUCUGGCUCCCAGGGUUGUGAUGGCUGGCAUUGUUUGGACUCUCACAGUCGCCUCUGGGAUUGCAUACUCGCUUUUUUCAGAUUUAUAUAACAGCAUGCUUCCUGUUGUGACGUAUCUAAUUGCUGUUAUCAUAAUUGUUAUCUGUGAUGGUUUUAUUUUCUAUACAUUAAUAAAGUCUGACUUAGGCAGAAACAGCAUCAAUCCCCAGAAAAAAAGGGCCAUUCAGACUGUCAUCUUCAGCCUGACCAUGGUCAUCAUCUCUUACCUCCCUCCAGUAGUUCUUAUCUCAGUUGAGGGGUACCUGAUCAACAAAUUGUCGAUUCGUCAAUGUAUCUUAGACUAUCUAGUUACCCUUUCAUCCUCUUGGGGAUCUGCUGUCAUGCCUCUGCUUUACCUGUAUAAUAUUGGGAAAUUUGAUUUUUUAAGGCUUGGAUGGUGGAAGUUCUAAUUGAAGCCACUUUUAAUCAUUUCUGCACCUAUCACUUGUCAAAUCAGUCCUGUAGAAGAAAACGUUUUCAAACAGUCAAAACAGCUCAGUUUACCGAUAAGCCCUAUUUUAGACUGGGGUUUUUUUUGUUUUGUUUUUUUGUCAUGUGCACAUUUAGAUUACUGAAAGUGUCCAAGCCACCUCUAUUCGGUGGGUUUCUGUGAUUCUGUAAGGCUAUAUGUACUUUUUUUCUCUUCUAUGUGGAAAAAAAUGAAAUAAAACAACAAU